Molecule: messenger RNA, 1014 nt
Organism: Clonostachys byssicola
Lineage: Eukaryota; Fungi; Ascomycota; Sordariomycetes; Hypocreales; Bionectriaceae
Source: the annotation of a GenBank genome assembly
AUGCUCCCUUCUUGCCAACAGAUGUAUGGCCAAACAUUACGCUCAGUCGCGAGUUAUAUCGGAAACACAAACGAGCAACAGGACUUCGCAUCUAUUAUCCUCGUUGGAAGCAUGCUAUGUCUGUACGAGUGUACGUAUGCUCCGGGUUGCGAGCUAUUCAGCUCUAAGCAGAUGGAAAAGUACUUCGCCCAUGUUUUCGGGUUUGAGGCACUUCUGAUGUCGAAAGACCCUUCAUUUUACGCCCAGGGCAUGCUACAUUAUAUAUUUUGUGAUACGCGUUUUCAACAGAUCACUCUCCAGUUACAGCUACGGAUAAAAGCAGCACUUGCCGAGAAGAGAUGGACAACGUUGCCAUGGAUGUAUAUACCGAAGACAACGAAGGAUGUUCUCAUGGAUAUCAUGGCAGAUUUGUGCUGUGUCAUUGCAAAGAGUGACUCAAUCGCAAUCCAAGGACCAACACCUGAGCAAGCUUCCCAAAGGAAAGAGGUGGAAUUGGAAUGCUGGAGGCUCCAUCAAGAGAUGCAGAAAUGGACAGCUGGUUUAGGCUACCCAGCCAUCCACUAUCUGAACAGCGCCAAAGCAGGUGUAGGGACGAGAGUCGAGCCAACAGCAGAAGAAUGUGCAAUCACUGAAAUGUCUCUUCUGUAUUGCUCCGCGUGCAUCAUUUUGUACGAAUGUCUUCGGGCAAAUUCUGACAAAUCCGAUGUGGCUGAUUGGCCUGAAGAGACGGACCCGCGCCUGUACUGCCAUAAGAUCGGCUCGUUUCUAGAGUUCUUCAUGGCAUUUAAACAGGCAGGCAAAAUUAUACAAAUGGUUAUUUUUGCCGUGCUUAUUGGUCUUCAAUUCAUCACCAGGCAGGAGGCACUAGGAGAUAAUUUGGUUGAAGAAAAAAUGGCCUUGUUCACAAGCUUGGGAGAUUUGCGUGAAGUUGUCUUGGGAGCAGUUGAUGGUGUUGACCAAGCCUCGGCAAUCCAUCACGCCAGGGAAUUAUCAGCAUCGAAGCAGAUCACCUGA